Podarcis lilfordi (Lilford's wall lizard) is the source of this 153-nucleotide messenger RNA. Lineage: Eukaryota; Metazoa; Chordata; Lepidosauria; Squamata; Lacertidae. The record is from the annotation of a GenBank genome assembly.
AUGGAGACUCUAAUGGGAAGAAAACAGCAUCUGUGGGGUUUCGCUGUGGAUGUCCAGGCCUUUGAUUAUCAGCUGACUGCACAGUCGCCUCCUGAUUUUGAUCAUCGGAUUCCAAGCUUUGAUACACCAGGACAUCUAGAGAAUUGUCCUUAA